Cuscuta epithymum is the source of this 4955-nucleotide messenger RNA. NCBI's taxonomy places the organism in Eukaryota, Viridiplantae, Streptophyta, Magnoliopsida, Solanales, Convolvulaceae. The record is from the annotation of a GenBank genome assembly.
CUCGGACCGGGAUAUUGAGCUUCUGCGAUUGUGUCAGUGGAAAAGUCGCGGCAGAGCGUAAGGAGAGAGAAGGGAUAGAUAGGAAGAGAAUGUCGGACGAGCCUGCAACUGUUGCCGGACGGCGGAGGAGCCGACGAACCGGUGUGGCGGAUAGGGCUAGUGCGCUGGAGCGUAUUAGAGCUUUCCGAAGCGGUGAACGGCUCUCCAGAGAGCCUAGCGCCUACCAGAUCAAGAUGGAGGAUCCGAUUUACGACGUAGUUGACGAUGACGAGUAUAAAGCUCUAGUUGCCAAGAGGAGCGAAGAGGUUCGAGGGUUUAUCAUAGAUGACAAUGGUCUGGGUUACGGAGAUGAAGGUCAAGAAGAGGACUGGUCAAUUGCUGGGCUCCCCCACUCUUCUGAUGAUUCAGGAGGUGAGGCUGAAAGGCCGAAGAAGAAGAAGGCAUCGGAGAAGAAGGAGCAAGUUACUAAGAAGCCAUCUGCCGCACUGUCAGCUGCAGCAGCAUUGAUGGGUAAGCAGCGGAUUUCCAAGAUGUUCACUUCUUCAGUGUUUAAGAAAAGUAGAGACGAUUCAUUGAAGAAUUUGUCAUGUGAUAGCAUUGUGGAUGAGGUAAUAGCUGAAUUUGCUCCUGACGAAGCUGAUAGAGAAAGGAGACGAAGGGGAAGCGCAAAUUUAUCUUCGAAUUUGGCAGGUUCACCUCAGAUUAGUUCAAAGUAUAAGCCCAUAAAAAACGAGACGCCUAUUCAAGAGAGUGUCAAUUUGUCUGUAAAUGAUGAAGCCAGCAAAGCUAAGCCAUUUGUAGAAAACACUAUAAUUGGUAAAUCUAUGUCGCCUGCUCUGCCUGACAGCCAUUUGAUUAACAAAAAUGACCCGCCUGAGAAACUUGAGCGGGUAUUGGUUUUGGAUGAGGACGUGAAGGAGAAGGAAGUGGCAGAAAUAAGUGAUAACUCAAUGAAAGGAAUUGAGUAUACUGAGAAUGUGCCAAGUGGAGCUGAUGUGAAGGUAGAUCCAGUGGCGGACUGUAAGGUAUUUACACUAAAUGCUAAAAUUAAAGCUGAAAAUGAUUCAGCUUUAAGUGCAACUGUAGAGUGGCAAGCAAUGAGCGGUGCUGGAAAGUGCUCUAGCUUAAAUAAUGCUGAAGAAAAUUCAGACUUGGACCUGGGGUCUGAUGGAUCAUUUCCUUUCUUCAUAAUUGAUGCCCAUGAGGAACUUUAUGGAGCCAAUUCAGGAAAUCUGUUUCUAUUCGGGAAGGUAAAAGUUGGAGGUACAUAUCAUAGCUGCUGUGUGAUUGUAAGGAACAUGCAAAGAUGUGUUUAUGCAAUCCCAAGUAGUAGUCUAUUUCUUAAAGAUGCAACCUUGAAGCUAGAGAAAGAUCUCAAAGAGUCUCAAAUUUCUGCUGCUGCUUUUCACAGCCAGCUGCAUGAGAUGGCAUCAGCACUAAAAGCUGAAUUGACAAAUCAGUUGGUGGAACAUAAUGUCUCAAGUUUUAGCAUGGCGCCUGUCAAGAGGAAUUAUGCAUUUGAAAGGUGUGAUGUGCCUCUUGGCGAGAAUUAUGUCCUUAAGAUUAACUAUCCAUUCAAGGACCCACCACUUCCACCAGAUCUCAAGGGAGAGCAUUUUUGUGCUUUACUUGGCACCCAUAGCAGUGCACUUGAGCUCUUUCUUGUAAAGAGGAAAAUCAAAGGGCCCUGCUGGUUAUCAAUUUCAAAGUCUACUAGCUGUCAAACAUCUCAACGUGUUAGCUGGUGCAAAUUUGAAGUCACUGUGGAUAACCCAAAGGAAAUUCUUGUUUUGAAAAAGAACAUCCCAGAGAUUCCUCCUGUGGUUGUAACGGCAAUAAAUUUGAAGACUAUUAUCAAUGAAAAACAAAAUGUCAACGAGAUUGUCUCCGCAUCUGUCGUUUGUUGUCACAAGGCGAAGAUUGAUGCACCAACUUUAAUAUCUGAAUUAACAAAACCUGGGAUGCUUUCACAUUUUACUGUGGUGCGAAAGCUUGAGGGAAGCAUAUAUCCAAUGGGAUUUACUAAAGAAGCUGCUGAUAGAAAUGCAAAAGCUGGAUCUAAUGUUAUUAGUUUCGAAGGAAGUGAAAGAGCUUUGUUGAAUCGGUUGAUGAUUGAGUUACACAAGUUGGAUAGUGAUGUGCUUGUUGGGCACAAUAUAUCUGGUUUUGAUCUGGAUGUUCUGCUUCACAGAGUUCAGGCAUCCAGAGUCCCAAGCAAUAUGUGGUCUAAAAUUGGCCGUCUUAAGCGUUCUGCCAUGCCUAAGCUUACUAAAGGAAGUAAUGUAUUUGGUUCAGGAGCAAGUCUAGGGAUCAUGUCUUGUAUUGCUGGGCGCCUCCUGUGUGAUACCUUUUUAUGCUCUCGUGAUUUAUUAAGAGAGGUUAGCUAUUCCUUGACAAACCUCACAAAGACACUGCUCAAUAAGGAUCGUAAGGAGAUAUCUCCACAUGAUAUUCCGCAAAUGUUUCAGGCUUCUGACUCUCUUAUGAAACUAAUUGAAUAUGGAGAGACAGAUGCGUGGCUGUCAAUGGAACUCAUGUUUCAUUUGAGUGUUCUUCCCCUCACUCUUCAGCUGACUAACAUUAGUGGUAAUUUAUGGUGUAAAACUCUCCAGGGUGCUAGGGCCCAAAGAGUGGAGUAUCUAUUGCUGCACGAAUUCCAUAGUAAGAAAUUCAUAGUACCAGACAAACUAUCUUCUAAAACAAGGGAAUCAAAGCUGACAAAGCGUAAACUAAACCAUGGCGAUGAUGGAAAAGAAAGUGAUGUAAUCAAUCUUGAUGACUCGAGUUUUGGAAAUGAGCUCUCAGAAAUUGAGAAUGGAAAAACCAGAAAGGGGCCUGCCUAUUCUGGAGGUUUGGUUUUGGAGCCAAAACGAGGGCUAUAUGACAAGUACAUACUGUUGUUGGAUUUCAACAGUCUCUACCCAUCUAUUAUUCGGGAAUACAAUAUAUGUUUCACCACUGUUGAAAGAUCUCAAGAUGGAUUGCCUCCUUCUUUACCAUCUAGUAAAGAAACUGGAGUCCUGCCAAAGUUACUUAAGUACUUGGUUGGGAGGAGACAAGAGGCAAAGAAGUCUCUAAAAGGAGCAUCGGGUCUUCAGGCCCAGCGGUUGGACAUACAGCAACAAGCACUCAAGUUGACCGCAAACAGCAUGUAUGGUUGUCUGGGAUUCCAAAAUUCUAGAUUUUAUGCUAAGCCUCUAGCAGAGCUUAUAACACAACAGGGAAGAGAGAUAUUGCAGAGUACAGUGGACCUUGUUCAGAACAUACUCAACUUAGAGGUUAUUUAUGGUGAUACUGAUUCAAUCAUGAUUUAUAGUGGGCUUGAUGAUAUUUCCAAAGCAAAAUCCAUGGCAAAGAAAGUUAUCGAUCAGGUUAACAAGAAAUAUAAAUGUCUGGAAAUUGAUCUUGAUGGCUUGUACAAAAGAAUGCUGCUCCUCAAGAAAAAGAAAUACGCUGCUGUAAAAGUUCAAUUCAAGGAUGGGAAGCCUUAUGAGGUCAUUGAAAAGAAAGGUCUUGAUAUGGUUCGUCGUGACUGGAGCUUGAUAUCAAAGGAAUUGGGAGAUUUCUGCCUCAGUCAAAUACUAUCAGGAGGAUCUUGUGAGGAUGUUGUUGAAUCAAUUCAUAAUGCCUUAGUAAAGGUUCAGGAGGAUAUGAGGAAUGGACACGUGGAACUUGAAAAGUAUGUCAUAACCAAAUCAUUAACGAAACCUCCUGAAGCCUACCCUGAUUCAAAGAAUCAACCUCAUGUUGAAGUUGCUCUUAGGUUGAAGAAAAGUGGUUACAUUACUGGCUGUUCUGCUGGUGAUACUGUGCCAUAUAUCAUCUGCUGUGAACAGGGAAAUCCUACAAGUAGCUCUGUGGGGAUUGCUCAGCGGGCAAGACAUCCCGAUGAGCUGAAGAAUGACAAUGAAAAAUGGAUAAUUGACAUAGAUUAUUACCUUGCACAACAGAUACAUCCUGUGGUAGCACGACUUUGUGCAUCUGUUCAGGGAACCAGUCCUGCACGUUUGGCUGAUUGCUUGGGUCUUGACGCAUCCAGGUUCCAAAACAAAUCAAGCAACACUGUCAGUGAUGAUCCUUCAAGUUCACUCUUAUGUGCAGUCAAUGACGAGGAAAGAUAUCAAGGGUGUGAACCACUAGUCUUGAUGUGCCCUGGGUGCUCUGCUUCCAUUGAAUGCCCGUCCAUAUUCAAUUCCAUAUGUUCGUCCAUAAGUCAGAAGCCAGCAGACUUACAAUCAGAAAAGCCUGCUGUUGAGUUUUGGCACAAAUUACAGUGUCCCAAAUGUCCAGAGGAGUCCGGUACGGGCAAACUGUCACCUUCUUUAUUAGCAAACCAGGUGAAGAGGCAAGCUGAGGGAUUUGUUUCAACAUACUACAGAGGACUGAUGCUGUGUGAUGAUGAAACAUGCAACUAUACUAGCCGCAGCCUGAACCUACGUGUAAUUGGCGACUCCGAGCGAGGAACUGUUUGUCCAAACUACCCUCGCUGCGAAGGACAUCUCCAAAGGAAGUAUACAGAAAGGGAUCUGUACAGACAGCUUUCGUAUUUCUGCCACAUUUUGGACACCGAACGUUGCAUCAAUAAGGUUGAUGCUAAGAUAAAGCUGCAAGUGGAGAAGGAGAUGGCUGGAAUCCGGCCUCUGGUCAAGACAGCUUCUUCCACAAUAGAGAAAUUGCGCGAUCGGUGCGGUUAUGGAUGGGUCCAGCUGAGCAAUCUGACGGUUGACAUUUAAUUUAUUAUUGUGAAUCUGUGAUAACCUUUGUAUAUUGUUAUGUACAUAUAUAUAUUCAAUUUUAUAAGAUAUAUAUACAUAGAUCCAUAACAAACGAAGUGAAUUUGUCAGCAGAUAGUUAAUAACCUAACCAUAUCGUUUACAUUUUUUCAACUAUAUUUACAAACUGUGUAACCCUUCUCAUAAAGAAAGUUGUUGAGGUUCACAAAGCCUAAAUAUAUU